AAAGGAGGAACACACAUCCGUACUAAUACAAUAUAUUAAACAACAGGCUGAUAAGUUGUUAUGCGAGGAUAACUUUUCCAGCUCUAGAACACACAGCUCAGUCCACUGCUCAUAAUAUGGUGUUAUUACCGUGACAGCAUAAAAUGCAGACGCGCUCAUUACCACUAGCAGAUAUAUAAUCUUCUUUGUUCGGACGAACAUAAUGUAAAAUCAGUGGGUUCAAUUGUGAUACGUCGUCGUGAGUCUGGCACACAAAAGUCAUCCCUUGCUGUAAUUUACAGAACAGUGUAAUGAGCAUCACUUUGCCAAGCAAGAUCUGCCUCAGUAGCUGUGAGCUCUACUGUCUGGGCAUGCUCUGCAAUCUGAGAAGCCUGCACAGGGCUUUCUGUCUCAGAGUAGCUUCUGAGGUAUCCAAGGCAGCAUAACUACAACUCACUGCUUAGGAACCUUUCCUUACUUUAAGACAACGUCCAGACAAUGGACUCGGCUAUGAUUCUGUUGUUCCAGCUGACUGUUUUGCUGCAACUUAAAGAUACCUUGUCUGGGUCUGUGUGCAGAAUGGGCUACUUUCCAUGUGGGAACCUCACAAUAUGCCUUCCGCGCCCUUUUCACUGUGAUGGUGUAAAGGACUGUGAGAACGGAGCAGAUGAAGAUUAUUGUGGAGACAACAAUGGAUGGGGAAAUAAGUUUGACGAAGCCCAUCAGAACAUGAUUGAAGUGCUGGAGUCCCAGGAAUGCUGUCUCUCCCAGUUCCCAGACAUUUGUGAGUGCAAAGACACUGAGCUGGAAUGUGUAGAGGUCAAUUUAAAAGCAGUGCCGUACGUGUCAAGCAAUGUAACAAUUUUAUCUCUCAAAGGAAACAAGAUACAAACACUUCCAGAUAAUGUUUUCAUGCGUUAUAACGUCUUGAUAAAGCUGUUCCUUCAGUACAACUGUAUAAGGAAUAUAUCUCAGAUGGCAUUUUUUGGAUUAUAUCAACUUCAGAAACUAUAUCUUAGUAACAACUGUAUUGUGUACUUACAACAUGGAGUUUUCAGCCACUUACAUGAAUUAAGAUGGCUAAUCCUUGAUGAAAACCCAAUCAUGAAAAUUACACCGGAGCUCUUCACUGGGCUACAGUCACUAUUUUUCUUGUCAAUGACAAACAACUCACUAGAGGCCCUUCCUCAGAAGUUAUGUGCCAAAAUGCCAUCCAUUAACUGGAUAGAUUUUGAAGGUAAUAAUAUUGGAACACUGAAUAAUUCCAGCUUUGCUACGUGUGAUGAGCUCACUGUUCUGUUUCUACGUGGAAACCAGAUCACAUUGGUGACAGAAAACAUCUUUUCGUCCUUGCAGAGUUUAGCAGAAAUAGAUUUAUCAAACAAUUUAAUCACAGAAGUGCCACUCUCCAGCUUUAAAGAGCUUAAACAUUUGCAAAGACUUACUCUCAGUUAUAAUCCACUAUCACUCCAUACUGAUCAGUUUGAAACUCUGCCACAUCUCCAAUCAUUAGGACUGGAAAAAAUCGAGAUUCCGAAUAUAAGUACAAGAAUGUUUCAGCCCAUGAAGAAUCUUUCUCAUAUAUAUUUUAAAAACUUUAGAUAUUGUUCUUAUGCCCCUCAUGUACGGGUAUGUACACCACUUACAGACGGUAUAUCGUCAUUUGAAAACCUUCUGGCGAACACCAUUCUCCGUGUAUUUGUCUGGGUAAUCGCUUGCAUUACCUGCUUCGGAAAUAUCUUUGUUAUUGGAAUGAGAUCAUUUAUUCCGUCGGAGAACAAAACGCAUACCAUGUCUAUAAAGAUCUUAUGCUGUGCUGAUUGUCUGAUGGGGAUAUAUCUCUUUUUCAUUGGAGUAUUUGAUGUUAAAUAUCGAGGACAAUACAAAAAAUAUGCACUUCUUUGGAUGGAAAGUCUGCAGUGCCGAAGCCUUGGAUUUUUAGCCAUGCUGUCCACAGAAGUAUCUGUUCUGCUUUUGACCUAUUUGACUCUGGAAAAAUACUUAGCCAUUGUGUUUCCAUUCAGCAACAUUCGGCCAGGCAAGCGCCAGACUCUAGUGACCCUGUUAGCAAUAUGGGUGAUUGGAUUUAUAAUUGCUGUGAUUCCAUUUUGGAAUGAGGACUUUUUUGGAAACUACUACGGAAAAAAUGGGGUUUGUUUUCCAUUGUAUCCUGAUCAAACGGAAGAAAUUGGUGGUAAAGGAUACUCUUUGGGGAUAUUUUUAGGUGUAAAUCUUGUGGCCUUCAUCAUUAUAGUGUUUUCUUAUGUCAGUAUGUUCUGCUCGAUACAGAAGACCACUCUAAAGACCUCAGAAGUCAGGAAUCAUAUCCACAUGGAUGUCGCUGUUGCCAACAGAUUUUUUUUCAUAGUUUUUUCAGAUGCCGUUUGCUGGAUUCCUGUUUUUCUUCUGAAAAUCCUCUCUCUGUUUCGUGUAGAAAUCCCAGGCACUAUUACCUCCUGGAUUGUGAUAUUUAUUCUACCGAUAAACAGUGCCUUAAACCCCAUCCUAUACACUUUAACUACGAGCUUCUUCAAAGAAAAACUUAAACAACUCCUACAAAGACAACGCAGACGGUCAAUAUUCAAGGGCGAACGGAAAAGUUUGUCCACCUCACUGGUAUGGACAGAGGACCCCAUUGCCCAGCAUUCGUCACUUAAACUUGGGUUCCUACAUAAAAAGUUUUCUGGGGAUCCAGUGAUUAAGUCUACGUGAUGGAGAAAGAAGCUUCACAGGAACCAAGCAUCAACAAGAUGCGCCAUCAGGAUCACUUUGGGAGAUGAAUUUAAAAGAAUGAACAUUUGCACAACACACAUGGGCGACCAUAUGUAGCUCUCCUUGAGAUGAAGGCCGAAGACAAAGCUGUUAAGAUUGCCAAGACUUGUCGUGAUACAAAGUAUUAAGCAUUGUCUUUAAUGGAAACAUUUUCAUACUACCAUUCCUAAGAAAGCCAACAAGUCCGCUGUGGAUUGUUACUUAUCUGGACUUUGCAUUUUUAUUGCCAUCGGUAAUAGACACUUUACUUUAAACAAUGGAGGAUUACAAUGUGUAGUCUCUGAGACUCAGCCAUGUACAAUACAAUGACUCUAUACUCUCCUUAUAGGAGAACAUAUAUGUUUUAUUAGGACAUGCGCGUCAAUUGUUUUUCUACUACACGGAGCUAUUUCUAUUCCAUUCUUACAUUUUUUAUUUGGACGAAUUGCAGUUUUACAUUGUCUCAACAAAUGUUUGCAGAUAUCAGAUAACCACAUACAGUAUAAGUUACACAGAAUGCGAUAAUAGGAAGGAGAACGUAAUUAUGCAUAGAUGUUGAUAAUAACAAUGUGCUAAUGGCUCUCAGGGUAUGAGUUGUGGUGUUACAACAUGCAGAGCCGGCCCUAACCAAUAGGAUGCCCUAGGCAAGAUUUUGGCUGGUGGCCCCUAGCACCGCCGCUAGUUCUGCAGGAGAUGCCUGCCAUGAGUCAGCUGGUAGCUCUGCUAAUGUCGGGAGCCUUUUGUUUAUAAAAAUGCAUCUUAUUUGCAUUACUAUGUGGCUAGGAUGCACAUGCAGC
Pseudophryne corroboree (corroboree frog) is the source of this 3527-nucleotide messenger RNA. It is a transcript of the gene RXFP2, whose product is annotated as relaxin family peptide receptor 2. NCBI's taxonomy places the organism in Eukaryota, Metazoa, Chordata, Amphibia, Anura, Myobatrachidae. The record is from RefSeq and is a predicted model, not a curated record. Bases 478 to 2691 code for a protein of 737 amino acids. The transcript is spliced from 18 exons. Gene Ontology annotation, biological process: hormone-mediated signaling pathway; adenylate cyclase-activating G protein-coupled receptor signaling pathway; activation of adenylate cyclase activity. Gene Ontology annotation, molecular function: protein binding; G protein-coupled peptide receptor activity. Gene Ontology annotation, cellular component: plasma membrane.